Selaginella moellendorffii is the source of this 810-nucleotide messenger RNA. RefSeq lists its product as uncharacterized. Lineage: Eukaryota; Viridiplantae; Streptophyta; Lycopodiopsida; Selaginellales; Selaginellaceae. The record is from RefSeq and is a predicted model, not a curated record. The transcript has 2 exons. Bases 154 to 480 code for a protein of 108 amino acids.
AUAUAGUGAGUAGUAUAUAGUUUUAUAUAUACAACAUGACAAGGGGAUCACGAGCCGAAUAUUCUUUGCGCACCAAGUCCCGUUACGCGUUCGAUUCCUGCGGGUGUCCCUUUCUGGGGUUUAAUUUCUCUCUCUUGUUCUUGUUCGGGGUGGAUGAGGAUCGCUGGAGGCGAGAAUGUGAAGCUCUUCGAUGUCGCCAGGGUUGCGCUGGUGGAAUCACGCGAAGAUCGUCAAGCUUCUAGGAUCUGUGCGGCAGGCAUCCUCGAGACGUUUCGUUUAGCUCAAAGUCGUGGAGAGAUCGUCGUUGGAAUCUGGGGCAUGCAAAGCUCCAGGGAUGAUCACGCAAAGACGAGCACCUCCUUCGAUCAGGUAAAGCUUUCCUCCCUUUGUUCCUGGUCACGUAGUGAGCUUUUGCCAUGCUUCCUCAUAGAGUUUUUGUUCGGCCGAGCAGAAAGCUUGACGAUGGAUCGGUGCAUCUAGUACUGGAGGCAGUCCAAAGGUAUGUUUGGGUCGCUCGCUUUCUUCAUUGACACGCGGCCGAGGAAGGCAGGUGGUCUUUCCAGGAAAAAAUAGAGCUGGAAAGCGAGCUCGAGCAACCUCUCGAGGGCGAGAGGUAAGUAUGAGGUCGCUACAACUUGAGGCCCUGCCACGACUCGAGGGCCACAAAGAACCUCUGCCAACCGAAGUAGACCCCCUCUAUGAUGAGAGCAGUCAGGUCCCUGGGCUCGUGGUCAUCCUCGCGAGCACUCUCGAAGCACUUGAGGUAGACAUCCCGGUCUACAAACUCGUGCUGGCGGCCAGCGCCAGCAG